AUGGAGACCGGCGAGACCGGCCCACCCCCACCAUCGGCGUCCGCGGCGACGAGCGUCCCGAUUGGGACAAAGGAGACGCAAGUCCCUAUCGCCGCCGCGACCUACGCCACCGCCGUGAUUCAAAAGACCAAGCAGACUCCCGAGCAGCAGACCCAACAACAACACCGUGCCAAGGCUUUGACCCAAAUGUUCGAAGUCAUGGGUGCUGUACCGGGCAAUCACACCGACCGGUGGUUGCAAGCCACCUUCGCCACCGACGAGUACCCUGUCGCUACCGCUACAUCGCUCAAGUAUUCGGCUCUCAACGCCAAUCAAUCCAUUUGAAACAUCUUCGACUUUGCUCUCGACGUCACUUUGACCGUCCAAGGCACCUCGAAGGCCUCUCCCGCGGACAAGGCCGAUCUGCUCGGUUGCGUCACGAGACUGCUCUCCCCGCAAUCGCCCCUGUGCUUCGACGCCGAGGUCACCCUUCCCGAGCACCUUGCGGCAUUUGCGCCCCAGAUUAGGGGUAUCCAACACUCGUCUUUCGUCAGGGCCGGUGUGGUCAACCACCGUAUCUCCGUGGGAUUCGUUUCGGCGAAGGCACGUGACUCGGCGCUUACGGCCCCACUGGCGCUUACUUGGCACUCUGCAAAGGCUCACUUCGCAAAGGCCCACCACUUCUACCACAACAUGGUCGAGCUGCGUAUCAACGUCGGUGUCGCAGCGGUCCCAUCCAGGGAUGCCAUUGUUGACUCUUUUAAAUCAAUUGUCACCAAAAUCACAGCCAAGGGACACCGUUGCGAGCUGGUACAAGUCUUGCGCGUGAUCAACGUCGAUAACGACUCGGCCUAUGCGCACUUGGCCGGCGAGUUUUCGGCCUUUAUCCGCUUCGACGACGACGCCCUUUUCAAAGCCCCUAACAACACGCUGAAGGAGCUCCUACCGUCGAAGGUCUCUCUAGCCACUAGAGGCAACAUGCAUACGGCGGUUCGUCACGACUACGAACGAGAAGCGGCCUGUGCUCGGUGCCACUUUGUGGGGCAUGUGGAGACCUGCGCGCUGGAACAGGAGAGGAGGCAGAAGGAAGCGAACAACAACACCGGAAGGCACAACAAGUACCACAACAACCCAACCAACACCAACAACAACACUUCCGAGGUUGUGGCCCCUAGCCGCGCCCUCGGAACUGACCAACUCGAAUCGCGGAACCGAUUUGCGGGGCUCGAGGUCGAAGGAGGACAGUGUUAA
Molecule: messenger RNA, 1230 nt
Organism: Microbotryum saponariae
Lineage: Eukaryota; Fungi; Basidiomycota; Microbotryomycetes; Microbotryales; Microbotryaceae
Source: the annotation of a GenBank genome assembly